Molecule: messenger RNA, 654 nt
Organism: Staurois parvus
Lineage: Eukaryota; Metazoa; Chordata; Amphibia; Anura; Ranidae
Source: the annotation of a GenBank genome assembly
AUGGGCAGGAGAGAGCGCCCAGCACCCCCUGGGUUAAGUUUGGUAACACUGGCACUCAGCCUCCUGGUUCCUGCUUCCAGUAUGGAGAUCACGGUGCCUACAGUUGUCUAUGCUCUAAAUGGAACCGACAUACGACUACCCUGCAACUUCAACUCUUGUUAUAAGAUGGAUACUAAACAGUUUUCUAUGAACUGGACAUACCGGGGCUGUGACAAUUGUACGGAGGAAACGUUCAUUCAGUAUGAUAAGAAGAUCAUCAACCAGCGUCUUGAGCGGUUUCAGAACCGAAUGGAAUUUACAGGAAACCCCAGCAAAAAUGACUUAACUGUGACAAUUCAUAAUGUUCAAUUGCAAGAUGAAGGGGAAUAUCUUUGUUAUGUGCUGAAUCCCCCAGACCGACACAAAGGCACUGGAAAGAUUCGUCUAGAAGUCCUUACAGAAGUUCCUCCAGAAAGAGAUUCAACGGUUGCGGUUUUGGUUGGAGCUUCAGUUGGAGGUUUCUUAGCUCUUGUCAUUUUAUUCCUGGUCAUCCUAAAAUGUGUUAGAAAAAAGAAAAUGCAAAAUCUUAACUCAGACGACCAAAAAACAGAGGAAGAAGUGAAGACUGAUGGGGAGGGAAACCCCGAAGGCGAACUGAAAGUAUGUGAACAAUGA